This is a messenger RNA of Argiope bruennichi, 1356 nucleotides long. RefSeq lists its product as uncharacterized. Bases 1 to 1356 code for a protein of 451 amino acids. The transcript is spliced from 2 exons. Gene Ontology annotation, molecular function: nucleic acid binding; zinc ion binding. The record is from RefSeq and is a predicted model, not a curated record. NCBI's taxonomy places the organism in Eukaryota, Metazoa, Arthropoda, Arachnida, Araneae, Araneidae.
AUGGGCAAACGGAAAUCUGCUCCCUUCAGUGGGCAACAAAAUGUUUCUACCUUUCAAACAGUACCUAAUUUUCCAACAUUUUUCAUUAUCAAAAGAUCCUCUGCUACUAAUGAUACAUUCCAUUCUGUCUCUCCCUUUCUUGUUGAAAGAGGUAUAACUGGCAAUAUUGGUGAAGUUAAAAGUAUUAAAAAACUUCGAUCUGGCGAUUUGCUGGUCGAAGUACAAUCCCGUAAACAAUCUGUACAAAUUAUGAAAUUAAAAUCCUUGGAAAAUAUACCAGUCAUUGUUUCUCCACAUUCUUCAUUGAACUCCUCCAGAGGUGUUAUUACUUGCGGGGAGCUGUUCAAUGUACCCAUAGAAGAAAUAACUAAAGAGUUGCAAGGACAAGGGGUUAGCCAUGUACGGCGUAUCUCUAUACGGAGGGAUGGCCAGCUCCUAAAUACCAAGCAUCUGAUUCUUACAUUUAAUUUUUCCAAAUUACCCGAGUACAUUAAGGCAGGGUACAUGCGUCUGUUGGUUCUACCAUAUAUUCCGAACCCACUUCGUUGUUAUAAGUGCCAACGGUUCGGACAUUCAAGAACUUCUUGCCGCGGGACUCUAACUUGCGCCCGCUGUGCGGAAACAGGUCACAAUAGUACGGAAUGCACAUCUACGGAAAAAUGCUUUAAUUGCAAAGGUGCACACAGUUCAUUUUCUCGAAACUGUCCAGCAUGGCAGUUAGAAAAGGAAAUAAUUAGUACAAAAAUUAAAAAACAGAUUUCUUAUUCUGAAGCUCGUAAAAUUGUUAAAUCUCAAACUCCUGUUUCUGGUUCUAGCUACUCUUCUGUGAUCAAAAAACAAUCUGCAACUGAUCUGACUCAAAACAAUGGAAACAACAUACUUACGGAUAAUACUCCCGAAUCCACUGUUGUAACGUCAUUGCCAGUUGCUCUAAAUAGUAAAAUUGUUUCUCAGCCAACUGGUCAUGAAUGUAAAACUUCUAAUGUCCCCUCCAGUGAAAUGCCACAGGACCUUCAUGAAUUUAAAACCGUUACAUACAAGAAAAAAUAUGAUAAAAUGGACGAAGCCAACUCUAUGCUUGAAACUAUGUCCACAGAUAAACCCAAUCAAAACACUGAUAGCGAAAUAGAAUCGGAUAAUGCAAGAGUAUAUAAUCCUCAUGAAACAAUUGAUGAAACACCACCUGCUCCGGAACAUUCUACCGAUUCCACCACAGUGGACAAACCUGUUUUUAGACUAAGUCUUCAAAAAAGUAUGGUUGAAUGGGUUGACCCAAAAAAAUUUUACAGUCAACCUUCAAAUACACCAAUUCACAAGAAAUACUUGAAGAGACAUCGAUUAAAAAGGUUACAAUGA